UCCAGGACAAGAACCGGAAGCUCCGUCCCCUCUACGACAUCCCCUACAUGUUUGAGGCUCGGGAGUUCCUGCGCAAGAAGCUCAUUGGGAAGAAGGUGAAUGUGACCGUGGACUACAUCCGGCCCGCCAGCAGCGCCACCGACACCGCACCUGCCUUCUCAGAACGCACCUGUGCCACAGUCACCAUUGGCGGCAUCAACAUUGCGGAAGCCCUGGUCAGCAAGGGCCUGGCCACCGUGAUUCGCUACCGCCAGGACGACGACCAGCGCUCCUCCCACUACGAUGAGCUGCUGGCGGCUGAGGCGCGGGCCAUCAAGAACGGCAAAGGAUUGCACAGCAAGAAGGAGGUCCCAAUCCACCGAGUGGCUGACAUCUCUGGGGACACCCAGAAAGCCAAGCAGUUCCUGCCCUUCCUGCAGAGGGCCGGCCGCUCGGAAGCCGUGGUGGAGUACGUCUUCAGUGGCUCCCGCCUCAAGCUCUACAUGCCCAAGGAGACCUGCCUUAUCACCUUCCUCCUGGCGGGCAUCGAGUGUCCCCGCGGAGCCCGCAACCUGCCCGGCCUGGUCCAGGAGGGGGAGCCCUUCAGCGAGGAGGCCACGCUCUUCACCAAGGAACUGGUGCUCCAGCGAGAGGUGGAGGUGGAGGUGGAGAGCAUGGACAAAGCGGGGAACUUCAUCGGCUGGCUGCACAUUGAAGGCGUCAACCUGUCCGUGGCCCUGGUGGAGCAGGCCCUCUCCAAGGUGCAUUUCACCGCAGAGCGCAGCAACUACUUCAAGCCCCUCCUGGCUGCCGAGGAAGCCGCCAAGCAGAAGAAGGAAAAGGUGUGGCUGCAGUACGAGGAGGCCCCUGUGGAGGACGUGGUGAUGGUCCCGGAGGAGAAGGAGCGCACGGCCAACUACAAGGCCGUCUUUGUCACCGAAAUCACCGACGACCUCCACUUCUUUGUCCAGGACGUGGAGACGGGAACGCAACUGGAGAAGUUGAUGGAGACCAUGCGGAGCGAGAUUGCCGCCCACCCGCCUGUGGAGGGCUCCUACUCCCCUCGCCGCGGAGACUACUGCCUCGCCAAGUUUGUCGACGGAGAGUGGUACCGAGCUCGAGUGGAGAAGGCCGAGUCGCCAGCCAAAGUGCAUGUCUUCUACAUCGACUAUGGCAACAAGGAGAUGCUGCCUUCCUCCCGGCUGGCUGCCCUGCCUCCAGCGUUCAGCACUUGUGCGCUGCCUGCCCAGGCCACGGAGUACAAGUUUGCCUUCAUCCAGGUGCCCCAGGACGAGGAGGCUCGGGCAGACGCCGUGGACAGCGUGGUGCGGGACAUCCAGAACACGCAGUGCCUGUUGAACGUGGAGCACCCGGGCCCCAGCUGCCCGCACGUCACGCUGCAGUUUGCCGACUCCAAGGGCGACGUGGGGCUGGGACUGGUGAAGGAGGGGCUGGUCAUGGUGGAGCCCCGGAAGGAAAAGCAGUUCCAGAAAGUGAUCACAGAAUACCUGAAUGCCCAGGAAGCUGCCAAGAGUGCCCGCCUGAAUUUGUGGCGCUACGGAGACUUCCGGGCCGAUGAUGCUGACGAAUUUGGCUACAGCCGCUAGACGCAGAUGGUGACAAUCCAGAGCAGCCUCCUGAGCCCCAGCUGGGCACCACCAGCAGCCCCCCUCCCUUCGGAACCCCGGCCCCUGCCUGCCUCCCUCUGGAACCUCCUGGAAACCCCCAUGGGCCGGGCAGGGCAGGGGGGGAGCUUAGCUCAGCUUCCAGGAAUGGCUGGACCAUGGGGGGGGGGGAAGGGGCAACUGGAGGCUGCCUCUCUCUCUCUCUCUCUGCCCCCCCCAAGCCUGCUUCUGUCUCCAGGCAAGUGAGGCGGGGGGAGGCCCGAUUGUGAGGCUUUGGAAGCAAAUAAAAGUAGUCAAAAGCUG
Molecule: messenger RNA, 1907 nt
Organism: Heteronotia binoei (common prickly gecko)
Lineage: Eukaryota; Metazoa; Chordata; Lepidosauria; Squamata; Gekkonidae
Gene: SND1
Product: staphylococcal nuclease and tudor domain containing 1
Exons: 14
Coding region: 48-1586 (512 amino acids)
Biological process (GO): mRNA catabolic process
Cellular component (GO): cytosol; nucleus
Molecular function (GO): RNA binding; nuclease activity
Source: RefSeq, a predicted model, not a curated record